Molecule: messenger RNA, 3674 nt
Organism: Labrus mixtus (cuckoo wrasse)
Lineage: Eukaryota; Metazoa; Chordata; Actinopteri; Labriformes; Labridae
Gene: st6galnac4
Product: ST6 (alpha-N-acetyl-neuraminyl-2,3-beta-galactosyl-1,3)-N-acetylgalactosaminide alpha-2,6-sialyltransferase 4
Exons: 5
Coding region: 294-1157 (287 amino acids)
Biological process (GO): ganglioside biosynthetic process; oligosaccharide metabolic process
Molecular function (GO): alpha-N-acetylgalactosaminide alpha-2,6-sialyltransferase activity
Source: RefSeq, a predicted model, not a curated record
GCAAAGAUAACAUAUUUAAGUUAAACAAAGACAUCCUGUUAUGGGAUAUAAACGUCAGGCGAUAAAACACUUUAGUUACAUCGUAAAGAAGAGGACUCUGGAUUCGAGAAUAUAUAUAUCAGAGUUGCAGGAGAGCAGCCAUUAAAAUGUGUGUGAAUCCUUUUGAUCGUGAUUCGUCCAUGGCUGAGUUUCUCUCUCUCGCCACUCCUCCCUGGAGUUAAAAGAGCUGGAAACAUGAGUGGCAUCGGGCUCUCUGAAACUGAGCUACAAUUCUCUUCUCCGAAGGACUUGAUAUGAAAUCUCUGAUGCGCCGCUGGCUGUGCCUGCUCACCCUUUGCCUCCCUGUGUUGUUUUGGUUCGGACAUGUGAUCACGCGGGACGGUCCGACCCCUGCUGAGAAAAGCUCCACGCUCAGGGGCUACAUGAGGGUCAGCCCCGGCAGGAUGGACCAGUUCCUGGACAUGCACUGCGGCCGCUGUGCCUUGGUCUCCAGCUCGGGUCAGAUGCUCGGAGCUGGCGCUGGAGAAGAGAUAGACAGGAUCGGAUGCGUGAUCCGGAUGAACAAUGCACCCACGCGGGGGUUUGAAAAAGACGUGGGAAGCCGCACCAGUGUUCGGGUUGUGUCUCAUACCAGCGUUCCCUGGUUGGUUAAAAAUGAGAGCUACUAUUUCCAGCAAUCAGUGAACACCACGUACAUAUUCUGGGGGCCCGAGAGGAACAUGAGGCAAGACGGGAAGGGACGGAUCUUCAAUGCUCUCCUGAAAAUGGCAAAGAAGUAUCCAAAUGUCUCCAUGUAUGCUCUGACCAGGGAGAAGAUUCAACACUGCGAUAAUGUCUUUCAGAAUGAAACUGGGAAAAACAGGAUGAAGACCGGGGCGUUCCUCAGCACUGGAUUCUUCACAAUGAUUCUUGCUAUAGAAAUGUGCGACAGCAUCCAUGUUUAUGGAAUGGUCAAUGAUAACUUCUGCAGCCAAGCCAACCAAAGUCCUGUUCCUUACCACUACUAUGAGAAGAGCAGGAUCAAUGAAUGCAGGAUGUACAAGGUCCACGAGCACACUCAGCGCGGGGGUCAUCGAUUCAUCACUGAGAAGGCCAUCUAUGCCAGGUGGGCAACCCAGCACAAGAUUGAGUUUAAACACCCCUCAUGGAGCCCCUGAAGAAGAAGAGAUUUAAUACACAGUGUUCCUUUUACUGAGCAGCGGUAUGUCCUUUUGCCCGGUUUUUGUUCCUCUUUGUUGAAGUCUAUAGUUUUGCCUUGAACUGCUGUAGAACUUUAUCAUAUACUGGAUUGUUACACAUUUUAAACUGGCUCAAUGUGAAUGCAAUUAGCCAGAUUUAGCUGCAUUUAGCUGCUAACAUGUGGUGGGUACCAUCCCCAGUAUUACUAAAUACAUCAGCUGUAUUAAGCCAUAUGUCAGUGUUGAUGCUGAGAACGACUUUAGAGCCACUAAACUAGAAACUAAGAGGAGUUCAAACGAAAGCGAACACUUCUUAAUGUCUUCAUACCUGUGCCUUGAUUUUAAGUCUUAUUGUGCACAAUUUUAUAUUUUAUGCUGCAGCUACAAUACACAUUUUUACUUUAUGAAACAGGAAGUGUAAUGAUUCCUUGCUGUGACAAAAGCAACGGUUAAUCUGGCAUUUUAUUUUUUCAUGUAGUUGUUUAGUACUCAAACAGUUCUAACAGUUGGUCAUUUUGAAUGCCUGUAAAUGCUGCUGUAGGGCGGGUUGAGAUGAGGCUUUUAAACACACGCUGCCAACAUGGCCUUUUUUUUUUUUUUCCAUUUUCCAUGGGAUUUGCAGUCUUUUUAAACACUUGACUUUUAAAUGACAGCAGGACGAGAUGUUUUUUUUUGUGAGAUAGCACUAAUCGCACAUGUACAGAAAGAGAUCAGCAAAGAGAUAUAAUGGGGGCUACCGCUUUGUCCGAGAACAAGCUUUAGAGAAGUUUCUGUAAAGGCUUACCAGGACUGAAGUUUACUUUUUAAAAUAAUUUGUUUAAACAGUGUGGUUACACUAACUUCAUUUACAUCGUGAAAACAAGAAAAUUAUGUUUGCAUUUUACAUUAAGAAUGGGGGAUUACCAAUACAUUUUAGGAUUAGUUUUCUGUUGAUCAAAUAAUUGAUUAAUUGAGACAUUUUUGCUACAAUAUUGUUCUUUUUAGUAAACUUUCACAAUACAGUGUUUUGCCUUAAGACCCGACAGAGAAAUGUUAAAGAAAUGUAAUGUCAUGUUGUUCAUUGACAUGUGUGUCUUGUAGUCAAGAUUAAAGCUGAAGAAAAUCCCCACAAACUACUGUUACGAUACAGUUUACUAUUUUUAAAAUAGUGAAAUAAAAUUCAGUUUAACAUGACUCAUUUGAAAGUCCUGUUUUCCCCCUUCCUCAAGUAGUUGUGGUCACUAAGAUGACAAGCUUUACUCUAAGUGCUCAUUGACUAUACCAAAAAAAAAAAUUAACACACACAUCAAGCAGCUUCCGGCUUGAAUUUUUGUAAUCUACUGACUGUUUCAUUUUUUUUAAAGGUCACAUAUUAUGCACAAUACACUUGACCAUUUUUUUUCUAACACUAAUAUGUCUCCUUAGUCUUUCUUCAAUCCCCCCAAUUAUGAGAAAAGUCUAUCCUAUCUGUCCUUUGCCUUCUAGACUUUUCAGAAAAUGUGUGCUCAAACAGCUGUUUGGAGAUGUUCCCUUUAUGACAUCACAAAGGGCAGUAACCCCUCCCCCAGAUGGGUGACACUCCCACAGCUAGGUGUUUGUUCUGCCCUCCGAGCCUGCCUUCAACAAUUGGGCAUGGUGUGGGAAAGAAAGAGCCACUUCCAGAGAGGGGGCGUGGUCAGACACAACUCUUUUGCAUUUAAAGGUACAGACACAAAAACAGCCUGCUCUGAGCAGGGCUGAAAUAGAGGGGUUUAUAGGCAUGAUCAAUUACAGGAUCAGAGUGGAUUUAGAACAAGAAACUUCACAGACAUGUUUUGGAAAGCUCUGGGACUUAAGGAGGAUAAUAUGUGACCUUUAAGGUUUUAAUGUUGAAGCUUUACUCUUAUUUCAUGCCCUGACUGCUACAAGGGAAAGGGCUUAAAUGCUUGAAGUAGCAGAGGUUAGCUCUACAUUUUAACUCACCUGUUCCCUUGUGCAUAAUGUAAAUGUAAUGCAGUUGUUGUCUUUGUGAAAUCAGUGGUGACACGAAUAACGAAUGGGUGAUGGAGCUCAGUGAGACGCAGUGAUUAUUUGAUGAUAUGUUUAUACCAAACCUAGACCUCAUAUUAUCUAAAUGUAACUACUGAGAGGUAAGUGUCCAUCACAGACAGCAUUUCUUCAAAUCAAUGGCUGAAAAAAACACUGUUAAUCAUGGAACUAGUUUCUCGUCUUCAGACAUAAAAAAAAAAAAAAAAGGUUUACCCUUUUCAUUUUAUUUACGCUGGGGAAAAAAAAUAGCUCUGCCUUUAAGAUUGCAUAAUUCUUAUUUUAUGACUAAUUCCAAAGACUAUUAGUUACUGUAAUGCACUACUGAAUGAACUACUGUGUCAAAAUACUUUUCAGGCGUUCAGGCAUGUUUGAAUUGAAAUAUGUUAUUAAUGGCCUUUUGGUGACCAUAAAUGUUAUAAAAACUUGAAUGUAAACUUGAGCACUUGUCACUGCUGAUUGAUGUCACGAAGAAUAAAUCUGUUAAACACA